Molecule: messenger RNA, 273 nt
Organism: Wallemia ichthyophaga EXF-994
Lineage: Eukaryota; Fungi; Basidiomycota; Wallemiomycetes; Wallemiales; Wallemiaceae
Product: putative small nuclear ribonucleoprotein F
Exons: 5
Coding region: 1-273 (90 amino acids)
Biological process (GO): spliceosomal snRNP assembly; mRNA splicing, via spliceosome
Cellular component (GO): U1 snRNP; catalytic step 2 spliceosome
Molecular function (GO): RNA binding
Source: RefSeq, a predicted model, not a curated record
AUGAGUGUCCAGCCAGUAAAUCCACGUCCAUUCCUCAACGAUCUCACCGGUAAAGCUGUUCAAGUGAGGCUCAAGUGGGGGUUGGAUUAUAAGGGAUAUUUGGUUUCGGUGGACAAUUACAUGAACUUGCAGCUCGCAAACACUGAAGAAUUCCAAAAUGAAAAGUCUAAUGGCGCACUCGGAGAGGUCUUUAUACGUUGCAACAACGUACUCUGGUUGAAAGAAGCAGAGGAAGCUUCAAACGCAGCAAAGGAUGAAGAAAUGCAACAGUAG